AUGGAAAAGGUCCCCAACGGCACCGGCCGCAGAGGCCACACGCAGCUCGAGCACGAGCUCGCCUCCCGCGGCGCCACGCUGUCCAACAACACCAUCCCCCCGUCCGAGUUCCUGGUGCGAUGCGCGCCGUCGGCCGGCCUCAUCGUCUCGUGCGGGUGCGUCAUCGUCGACCCGGCCGCGCGCAAGGUCGCCAUCGUCCACGACCCGGACACGGGCAUCACGCAGCUGCCCAAGGGCCGCAAGAACAUCGGCGAGGACAUCCACGCCGCCGCCCUCCGCGAGGCCCACGAGGAGACGGGCAUCCCCGUCGCGCCGCUGGCCCUCAGGGUCGCCACCAGGGCCACCCCGACAGAGGACAUGCUGCCCCUCGUCGCCAGGACCCCCGACGGCUUCCCAGAGGACGUCACCACCGCCGUGCGCAGCUGCGAGCCCGUCGCCGUCUGCCACCACAGGUGCCCGGGCACCUUGGCCUACAAGCUGGUCUUUUGGUACGUCGCGCGCGGGGACUCAAGCCUGCGGCCCGUCGACGGCACCAAGGAGGCCUGGGAGGAGCACUACCAGGUCGAGUGGGUGGGUGCCAGGGCCGCCGCGGGCAGGAUGAGCGUCGCCGCCGACGGCGAGGUGAUACAAAAGGCCAUCGAGGACAUGGUGGCUUCCGGCUAUGAUAUCUAA
Messenger RNA from Metarhizium brunneum ARSEF 3297, 672 nucleotides. RefSeq lists its product as uncharacterized. Gene Ontology annotation, molecular function: bis(5'-nucleosyl)-tetraphosphatase (asymmetrical) activity. The record is from RefSeq and is a predicted model, not a curated record. Lineage: Eukaryota; Fungi; Ascomycota; Sordariomycetes; Hypocreales; Clavicipitaceae. Gene Ontology annotation, biological process: ATP biosynthetic process; AMP biosynthetic process.